Molecule: messenger RNA, 2085 nt
Organism: Talaromyces rugulosus
Lineage: Eukaryota; Fungi; Ascomycota; Eurotiomycetes; Eurotiales; Trichocomaceae
Exons: 1
Coding region: 1-2085 (694 amino acids)
Biological process (GO): DNA-templated transcription; positive regulation of transcription from RNA polymerase II promoter by galactose
Cellular component (GO): nucleus
Molecular function (GO): RNA polymerase II cis-regulatory region sequence-specific DNA binding; DNA-binding transcription factor activity, RNA polymerase II-specific; zinc ion binding
Source: RefSeq, a predicted model, not a curated record
AUGUUCUACAGCUUCGCACCCCCGCGAUCCGGCCCAGUCGCCAAACGGCGCAAGAUCCGCCGAGCAUGCGAUUACUGCCGACUGCACCGAGUCCGCUGCGAUGGCGCGGUGCCUUGUUCCCAGUGUAUCACCAACAAGGUCCAGUGCGUUCAUCCGUCGGUCUCACAGAAGCAACAGAAGCAGCCAGCCUCUACACGCAGUUCUGCGGCCCAUACGGCGGUGCUUCCAGUUCCGGUUCCUGAACACGCCGUUCAGCCUGUACAAACAGCCCCGGAUCAAUUGCCCCGGGCGGAGUCUGGCUCAGUCGACCAUACCUCAACUGACCCUUGGAUAGAAGGACUGGGAUCGAUGAUCGAGUUCACUUCGCGGAUUAACAACUUUUGCUCAGUGGUAUCAAAGAUGUCGGUGCAACCGUCUCUUGCCCCAAAUGAUCCCCCGCCGCCGCUGCCAGGAACCUCUUAUGAAUCGCCAGGCCUGUUGCAAACGAGGGAACACAACAGCGUGGAUGUGGGACAUUCAGCGCAAGGGCUCCAAGCACGUCUCUUACACCUUUAUUCGACUCGGUUUUAUUGGCUGGUUCCUGUUGUAAACCGUGUUGACCUUCAGAAUCAAUCGCCUUCUGCCAUGUCGCAAUCUAUGCUAGAAGCCAUUAUGGCUUAUUGUCUACAGUCACUAUACCAUGCAGGACUACACCAGCGCCUGCUCAGCCUCCGUGCUGAAAUAGGAGGAUCCGAUACAGAUCAGAGCGCUCUGGACAUUUCAAUCGCUUGUUUUCGGAGGGCUUUGGCGUACAGCGGCCAUUUCGUUGUUUAUUCCCAACCAUCACUGCAAGACAUUCAACGCCACAUCUUCAUGUCCCUUUUCCUCCUUAACACCGGAGACUUUCAGGCCGUGUAUAAUAUCACUGGACUCGCCAUUGGACUGGCCAAAUCGCUCAAUUUGCACCAUCAGCCGCCGUCCCAUCUGCCCGCCGAGGAGGCAGAACUGCGUCAACGCAUCUGGUGGACGCUGCUGCAUAUUGACUUUCACUGCUCGCGUUAUCUGGGGAAACCGACCGCGGUGGCCCUGAAAGAUACAACAUGCGCUAGGCCACGUGCGAUCUCCAUAGCCACUGAUUUAGUUCCCUUAGAAAUAGCUUUCCACAGUUGCUUAAUGUCACUAACAGUAACAGCACGAAAGAUCGCAGAAGCCUUAAAUGCCCAUCAUGAUAUAGCGUGCAACCAUGAAUUUAUCGAACGAAUUGAGUGGCGCGCUGAGCUUCUAUCUCAGGAGAUCAGCGAACUUCAACGAUGGCGGGACAGCCUGCUACAGACUCCUCCAUUUGCCAACCUACGGCUUUCCAGCAAAAAGCGCCGGCCAAGGACCUUUGAGAUCGAAGGGAAUGCAUUUUACGAUGAAGACAGUUGGAUGAACGGGGAGUCGACCGCCCGGAUACUGCAAUCCACUCUACUGGAGCUGCAAUAUCACGAUAUUGUGAUUUGGUUUCAUCGCCCCUUUAUUCAGUUCCCAACGCGCGGUUUAGUUCCGCAGCGCAGUCCUCACGCCGAUAUCCACGCUACUACAGCUCUCCAUCAUGCUUUCACCAUGAUUGAAGUCAUACAUUCGCGUACCCUAAAUCAUGAUGCUCUCUAUGGGUGUUGUGAAAUUUAUCAGUACGUCUGGAAUGCUGGUCUGACGCUGAUCGGCUUCAUGCUGGCUUACCCCCUAUGUUACUGGUUUCCCGAAGCCCGGAAACAUGCCGAGACUUCACUUCGGAUUCUUGAAGCUGGUGGGGUGUCCAAUACUAUUGCAUCUCGCGCUACACAUCUCACACAGUACCUACUUGGGCGGGUGGAUGUCUUGAUGGCUCUGCUGAGAUCCGAUCAGUGCGCAAAGGAUACCACCGCUGGCAACGUGCAUCGCCAUAAAAAAACUAUAGAUGAAGUUGAUUUAUUAGCAGAGGAAUCUUCGCCACCAGCCGUCCCAACACCAGAUUCUGCUUUUGACGCACUGUGGUCCUGGGCGGACACGGUUGAUCCUGAGACUUGGCACGAGUAUUGCAAUGAAAUCAGCGAUGUUUUGACCGACAUUCCGGAGAUAUUAUAG